CCUAAUCCCUCAUUUCUCUAACCCUAGAUCCCCAAUUCUCUCUAUCUCACGACGAACCCUAACCCUAACCCGACCAAUUUCUCUCCGAUUCGACCAAUUUCUCUCCGAUUCUCUCUCAGUCUAUCACAAUCUCUACAAAUUUCGUCGAUUCUACUUCUUUUAUCCCUAAUCGAUGGCUCCUCGUGUUCGUGGUGGAAAACCCAAAGGAAGAGGAAGAGGAAGGGGACCGCAGUCUCCGGCGAAGCGACCCGUUGUCCCAACUCGACCUAUAUCUUCCGGUGUGUCGACUCGAAGGCCUAGAAGCCUUCCGCCGCAGUACGAGUUCACGCCGGCGAACCCUCAAGAUCCAAUUCCAGAGACUGAGCAACCGGAGAUUCGCCAGCCUUCACCGCGAGUGAGUCUGAGAGACUAUCCACCUCCUCAGCAGCUUUUCCAGUCGGGCGAAGGAUCUCUGCAUGCAUCUGGUGGAUCUCCUCGAGGCUCCGGAUCGACUCCAUUUCAAGCAUCCAGAUCUACUCAAGUCAGAGGGUCUGUGUCCUCUGUUCAUCGGCUAGCCUCCGGAUCUCAUCGCGCUGCUCAGUCUCCAGCACCGGUUCAGUCUCCAGCACCGGUUCAGUCUCCACCCUUGAAUCAACCUCGAGCAAGAGCUUCUGUGUCUGGCCACAGUUCUCAAGCUCAAAACGUAGAGGAUGAAGAAGAUGAAGAAGAUGAAGAAGGUGAAGAAGGUGAAUCGGAGGAAGAAGGUUUGAGGGAAUCAACUCUCCCGGAAGAUGUGCUCGCUACAUUAAAUGAUCUCCUUUCCCUGCCAGGCCGUGAGCUCUAUACCACUGUCAUCUCUCCGACAUUGGAGUCUGGAACGACAUGGUUUGGUAAGGAUAAGGGUAAGCUGACCCGGAAGGUCACCAAGUGUUUUACUAACAAGUUUGAUGGACCAUACUACAGUUGGAGUUGUGUGCCAACUGGAAGAAGAGAAAGAUACUUUCUUGAAUUCGCUAAAACACACACCUGGCAUCCCUCAGUUACAGGUGUGGUUGAAGCCAAGUUCUACAAGAUCAUUGCAAAUCGUAUGAAAGACAUGUCUACUGUCACAAAUGAUAGAGGGGAUUACUUUGGAAUUGGCAGCUUAGGGGUUUACAUCAACGGGAAGCGCAAGUACGCAGGAAGCAGCUCUUCUUUCACAACCCUGCAGUCACAGCUUGAGGAUGCUAACCGCAAGAUAGAGGAACAAGCAGCUUUACAAGCAGCACGUGAAGCAGAGGCAUUGCGGGUCGCAGCAUCACAAGCAGCUGAGAUCAAGCAUUUGUCUAUGGUGAAGAAGUACCUGAGUCAAACUGACCCUAAUUUCCUGGCCUUCCUCAAUUCCCAAUCAACUCCUGCUGCGGAGGAUGAUCAUUCAGAGGUCCAACCAAAUCCAACUCCUGCUGCUAAUGCUGAUGAAGGUUUUUACGCAAUCAACAACCAGUUUCUGACGUCUGGGCCAAAAGGGUUCACUGAGUUCAAGAUGCUGGUAAACGAAGACAUGUUCGUGAGGAUGGAUUUGCCUGGAGUUCCUGAAGAAGGCGUGAGGGUUUUUCUUGACCGGUCGAAGAAAGCUGUGAUUGUUUACGCCGAAGCACCCAAGGUUCACACACACGACUCCACCGACCGUACAUACCUAACCAUAACUGGACUUAUCUGCAAAUGCUGUGAGAUCUCAAACAUCACCACUCACAUGUCCGAUGGUGUUCUUAGACUUCUCCUCUCCAAGACUCCCAUCAAUCCACACCGCUCUUCUUGCAUCGCAUUUCUCGGUGGCCCACGUUUCCGAGAAGAUCUCCGUGGCACGGGUCCUCACAGAUUUCCCUAUGGCACCGAUCCAAAUGACCCGGCGUUAACCGGUCCGGUAUUGCAGCCCCAUCCAAUGGCGUUCCCACUAACGACUAUGGCCUAUGAGUCGAAGCAGCUCCCAGACGGCAAACUAUACGUGCGUGUAGACAUGCCGGGUGUUCCCAGUGACAACUUCACUGUCUCUGUCACCAAUGGGCGAGUCAAGGUGACUGGUGAAGCUCCUGCCGUUGGCCACGACUCAAGUGGCCGUUUUUACUCUGGUGACGUUGCUAUGCUCUCCACUCCUGUUGACAUUCCCACCCAUCGGAUCAAGACCAUCGCCAAGAACGGUGUGAUUGGUCUCCUUAUCCCUCCAUUUUGAUGAUGAUGUCAUGAUGAAACUUUGACUUUUCUAGAGUGGACCUUUUAUCUGGGAUUGUGUCGUUUGUUUUUGUGGAUCAUGUCGUUUUAUGUUUUUUCAUCAGUACUUUUGAUAUGUUUCAACGACACAACUUUUUGUCUAACGCACUGUCCUCUCUCUAGUUUGCCAUCAUCUUCAAAAGUCUGUUGAAUUGCAAAGCAUUUUUACUAAACUUUUGCUCUGAGU
Messenger RNA from Arabidopsis arenosa, 2413 nucleotides. NCBI's taxonomy places the organism in Eukaryota, Viridiplantae, Streptophyta, Magnoliopsida, Brassicales, Brassicaceae. The record is from the annotation of a GenBank genome assembly.